CGGAGCGCCAGUUGAAUUCAAGCAAGCAAGCGAAGCGAAUCUAAGCGAUCCAAGCGAUCACGGCGCACUACGCGAUUUGAAGAUACCUUAAAGUUCUUACUUAAGUGAAGUUUAUUGAAGCUACAAUUAUGUCUCUGCUACCGUAUUUCUUCGACGACUGGAACGUGCGUCCCCGCUACCAUCACCACCACUAUCCUAGCCGGCUCCAUGACCAGCACUUUGGCCUCGCACUGAAUCCGGACGACCUGCUCGCCGCCGUCGCCGGGCCAGUCCUUUCGCGAGAAUACUACAGACCCUGGCGCCAUCUUGCUGCUGCGGCAAAGGACAUCGGCUCCAGCAUUAAAGCAGACAAAGACAAGUACCAAAUCAACCUGGAUGUCCAGCAUUUCGCCCCAGAAGAGAUCUCCGUUAAGACCGCCGAUGGUUACAUCGUGGUUGAAGGCAAGCAUGAGGAGAAGAAAGACGACCACGGUUACAUCUCUCGCCAGUUCACUAGGAGAUACGCUCUGCCCGAAGGUACUGCCCCAGAAACCGUGGAAUCUAAAUUGUCUUCCGACGGCGUACUGAGCAUCGUCGCACCGAGGAAAGUUCCAGAUGCCAUUAAGGGUGAAAGAAGCGUUCCUGUGACCCAGACCGGGCCAAUUCGGAAGGAAAUCAAGGACCAGAGCGAGGGUACGAACGAAAAGGAGGCGAAGUGAGCGAUCUGUGUAUCUUAGGUACUUACCUAUAUAAUUGUAAAAUAUUCAAUGUUUUAAUAUUCCAAAGUUUGGCAGUGCCAUGUUGAGACUGAUUUAAUUUUGUAUUACCUACUCAGUUUUAAGUUUUAAUAAAAUAUAUUUUAAAAUUAA
Messenger RNA from Cydia strobilella, 848 nucleotides. RefSeq names its product protein lethal(2)essential for life-like. Gene Ontology annotation, cellular component: nucleus; cytoplasm. The transcript has a single exon. The record is from RefSeq and is a predicted model, not a curated record. Lineage: Eukaryota; Metazoa; Arthropoda; Insecta; Lepidoptera; Tortricidae. Gene Ontology annotation, biological process: protein refolding; response to heat. The coding region runs from base 129 to 698 and encodes 189 amino acids.